GGAAGAGGGGCUGUCGAACAGCUUGAUUUCCUUAGAUCAUCAGAUAUUCACACUUUGUAGAAAUUGGUUCCCAAACAUGUCAACAUUUAUUAAGCAGGAACCUGCUAGCGAUACUGGUAUACUUGAGCAUUCUCAGUCAACUCAGCUGCAUGCGUUGCGAGCCCUUGUCGCUUUACAAGAUGGUUUGACGGGGACAAUGGUGGAUCUCCAGCAAAUCGUCCAAUGGUUCCAGCAAACAACGCCUGUCUCAUCUGAUAGUGUCGAUAUCACACCUUCUGUUAUUCAGGAGACGUUGGAACAACUGGCCAAAACCGGAGUUGUUCGAUGCCAAACUAUGGCAGUUCCGUUUGAGAGAAGGGCCAAAGUUGCAAGUGAUGAGGAAAGCAAAGUGAACAAAGGGCAGAAAUAUAUGCCCGAAUACGGUUUUGCAUUGAGUGAACCUAUUCGCGGUCGAAUCCGUGCAGCGCGGCGGAAGAAGCAAGGAGGUGAAGAGGCUGUUAUUAGCAUCCUUAAGGACAUCCUUUGCAACACUGAUCAUCCUGAUGCUGAAAACGGAACUGGACGACCAAAGCGGACUAGAAUCAAGAAAGAGCGACCAGACUUUGAAGUUAUUGUACCUGCGAAACAUUCCCGUAGUCGCGGACGUCCCACCAUCAAGACAGAAGCUCUUGAUCAAAGCGAGCCGUUACCCAAAAAGGUCAACACACCGAGAACUGCUAAAAUAACGACACCUGCCAAGAAGGCAACCACGUCAAAAAAAGUAGCAUCUCCCAAAAGAACAACAAUUGCAAAGAAAGCCGCAACCAAGAGGAAAGCCGAAGCUACAAAGGAAGCUGCCGAUCGACCCAUUAAAACCCCAACAUCCGCGCGUGCUCGUCGAGCCGCAGAUACACGCCUAGCAUCUAGCUCAAGCUCCAUGCCAAGCAUUACUGGCAAACGUCGUCGAGCACCUUCACCAUUACCCACACCGUCGCCGUCUCCCACCAAAAGGCCAACCAAGCGUACCAGAACGCGUGUGCCGGUUGAGAAGACCGUUAAAGCCAUCAAACCGACUCCUUCGCGAUCUACUCCCAGAACUGUGAAGGAGCCACGGCGAACAUCGCCCAGGGGCCGCUCUGCGAAAAACACUGUGUCAGAGGAGAAGGUGUCUGAGACAACGCGGAUGGACAUUGACGAAGUGAUUUAUCAGGAGGAAGAACCAGUCAAAGAGGGAUUCCGAUCUUUCAUUACUCAGAAUUGUACCAUCAUGUAAAACAGGUUGUGUAAAGCGCUGAACAGCGAUAUACAAUUGCUGUGAAAUGCUAAAGAAAUAAUCGAGUUGCAUUUUUGAAAAACCA
Molecule: messenger RNA, 1337 nt
Organism: Spizellomyces punctatus DAOM BR117
Lineage: Eukaryota; Fungi; Chytridiomycota; Chytridiomycetes; Spizellomycetales; Spizellomycetaceae
Exons: 2
Coding region: 77-1252 (391 amino acids)
Source: RefSeq, a predicted model, not a curated record